CGUCUGUCUCCUCACUCUCCAGCUGCCCCAGCCCCAGCUCCAGGGCAGCUUUGAAUUUGACUUUUCAUGGUGGUCUGCUGUACUUAUCAUCUCUCAAAUCAUCUACCCUUCUCUGUGUCUGUCCAUCUAAACCCAAAACCAGGGAAGGAUUUUCCGGAACAGGGAAGAAUAAGAUGACAUUUGCUACGCUGAUUCUUCUUCUCUCUCUUCUUUCUCUCUCAUCUUCUUCUCCACCUCCGGCGACCGCCAACGUUUCCCGAUGCCCAAUGGAUCUGAGCUAUGUCCAGAGAGUCCCGUGGCCGGUCUCCGACUGCCAGAACUACCACCCGGAGUCCCCAGCCGGCGACUCCAACAACAUAACCCGCUGUUGCCAAACGCUCCUCAGCCUCUUCGGCAUCGCCUUGGCUCAGCGCCUCAAGCAGACCUCCCUCUUCCGCCUCCCCGACUACGGCACCUCCGUUGCUUGCCUCGCCGACUUCCAGUCCAGUCUCAAUGCUCUCUCUUUGCCGCCCAAUCUCACUUCCGUUUGCUUUGAUCCUCGGCAGUUCGUGAUCACGCCCGAUGUUUGCGCGGCGAUUGAGUCCACUCGCGACUGGGUUGCCAAGCUCGGAACGAACACUUCUCUGGACUCCGAUUGCCGGCCGGACCUCACCGAUUUGACGGCCUGCGACGCCUGCGUCGCCGCCGGGUUCCAGGUUCAGGGCAGCCUAAUCGCCAUUGACGGUAAUAAAUCUCACGCCACUGAUUGCUUUCACUUCUCAAUCUUGUAUGCUGCUGGUGUUGUGAAUGAGUUGGGUCCCGAGAGCACAGGGGCCGUUUCUUGCAUUUUUGGGCUUUCAGUUGCUGCCGAUUCUGGGUCUGGUAAAUCCCAUUUGGCUCUUGUUUUUGGCCUUACUGGAGCCGGCGUUGCCGUGUUGGUGGUGGCUGUGCUGGUGGGUCUGUACUUGUGGUGGGACAAGGAAUGGAGGCGGAAAAGGGAUGGUGUUGAGCUUGGUUAUGGAUUGGAUGGGGAGGAGUUGGGUUCGAGGCCCAGAGUGAGGCCCAAUACGGGUUCAAUUUGGUUCAAGAUUGAUGAACUUGCGAAGGCAACUGACAACUUCUCGCAGAAGAAUUUCAUCGGGAGAGGUGGGUUUGGGGUGGUGCAUAAGGGAACUUUGAAAGAUGGGACUGUGGUUGCUGUUAAGAAGGUGAUAGAAUCUGAUUUUCAGGGGAACGAGGAGUUUUGCAAUGAAGUUGAGAUAAUUAGCAAUUUGAGGCACAGGAAUUUGGUUCCCCUGAGGGGUUGUUGUGUAACCGGGGAAGAUGAUGAGCAAUAUGAAGAGAGCCAGAGAUUUCUUGUUUAUGAUUACAUGCCAAAUGGGAAUCUUGAUGACCAUCUCUUUUGGACCAAGAAUCGGAGCACAAAUAGGAAACAACCAUUGACAUGGCCCCAAAGAAAGAACAUAAUUUUGGAUGUGGCGAAAGGGCUUGCUUAUCUUCAUUAUGGAGUAAAGCCUGGUAUAUAUCAUAGGGAUAUUAAGUCCACAAAUAUACUGUUGGAUGCAGAGAUGAGGGCUAGAGUGGCAGAUUUUGGAUUGGCAAGGCAAAGCAGAGAAGGGCAGUCUCAUCUCACCACUAGAGUGGCUGGUACUCAUGGUUACUUAGCCCCGGAAUAUGCACUCUAUGGGCAAUUGACUGAAAAGAGUGAUGUUUACAGUUUUGGGGUGGUGGUUUUGGAAAUAAUGUGUGGAAGGAAAGCUCUUGAUUUGUCUUCCCCAGGAUCACUGGAUGCAUUUCUGAUUACAGAUUGGGCUUGGUCACUAGUGAAGGCAGGAAAAAUAGAGGGGGUUUUAGAUGCUUCUUUGUUGGUGAAUGGAGAUUCAGCAAAUUCAAAUCCAAAGGCUAUAAUGGAAAGAUUUGUGAAAGUUGGGAUUUUGUGUGCUCAUGUGAUGGUGGCCUUAAGGCCUACGAUUUUGGAUGCAAUAAAAAUGUUAGAAGGAGAUAUUGAAGUUCCUGCAAUUCCUGAUAGGCCUAUGCCCCUUGGACACCCUUCAUUUUCCAGGGAUGGGAACACCUUCGCCAUAUCACCAACAUUAAGUGGACCCAAAUUGGUUUGUGGAGAUAUGCUCAGGUAACUGAGACAGCUUUUAUUGUUUAUGAUCUCUUUGGAUAAGAGGUUGAUGGGGGGCACUAACCAGUCUUGGAACUAUCUUACUACGUUGCUUUAUGCAGUUCAGUUGAAAACUUGAGGAAUCUAUUUUAACUCCAAGCCUGUAUGUGGAAUGAAUUGAAAAUGGUUAUGAACCAAUGGAAGUUCUUGUUAGACACAAUUGGAGGUGGGUGCCAUGCUUCAUAUGACAGCCUAGGAGGAGGGGAAAAUGUUGAAAUAGUGGAAUUCUAGAACUGACUUAAUUAUUUGGAAGAUUCCAAUCUUUACUUAGGUUGUUCCAUUUUGUGUCAGGGAGGCAACCAGACACAGAAUGGUAUACACAUGUGAUGUAGGACGAAUUUGGGCUGAAGCUCAAAAUAGCAUUUAUAAUACUAGUCAAACAAUAUUUUAAUUUAUGUCUAUUUUUGUCUUUUUAGUUAUAUUUAUUUUAGGAUUUAGGGUUGUUAUUAGUAUUUAAACAUGUUCUCUUCUUCAUUAUGUUAACUUUGAAUGAAAUUAUUUCGUGAGUUUUACCCCCAGAUUGUUGGUGGAUUCCAGUUUUGUUACUCCUAUCACUAGUGGAUUUCAGUUUCUUUUUUUUUUAAAGAAUUUCGCUGGAAAUCCUUUGCUUUAUGCUGUGGGGGUGUUUGGCUUACCCUUUUUUUCAUAGCUUUUAAGUUAAAAAUUGAGUAGUGUGUUAGUUAAUAAUGUGUUUAGAUAAAUAUAUUUUUAAGUUAUUAAUUAAUAGUUAUGUAUUUAAUUUGAAAGAAGUGAUAAGUUAUCAAAACUUGACAAAAAGACUAAAACAAAUAUGAUGUUAAAUGAUGUAAAAUUUUAUCAUUAGAUAUUAAUAAAUUACACAUAAU
Diospyros lotus (date-plum) is the source of this 2994-nucleotide messenger RNA. RefSeq names its product probable receptor-like protein kinase At1g11050. Gene Ontology annotation, biological process: protein phosphorylation. The record is from RefSeq and is a predicted model, not a curated record. The transcript has a single exon. The coding region runs from base 174 to 2114 and encodes 646 amino acids. NCBI's taxonomy places the organism in Eukaryota, Viridiplantae, Streptophyta, Magnoliopsida, Ericales, Ebenaceae. Gene Ontology annotation, molecular function: ATP binding; protein kinase activity.